GCGACGCCGUGUGAAAAACUAAUUACUUUCGAAUCAGUGCGAUUUACAAAUCCGGCAUCAGCUAGAAGCUACAAUUUGAUAUUGUUGGACUAUUAUAAAUUACCUACAGUUUCUAACCAAAGACUUUCAGGGGAAAGCAACAAGUGUGUUUUCAUAGAAAGCUUUCCGUUUUCAAAAAUCCCUCUGCGAGUAGCUAUUGAAUAACUACGAACUGAAUUCAAUCAAGAAGGUCCGUUUUUCUGUAGUUGAAUCUUCCGCAGAAAUGGAUCAUGAUGACGAUGAUGGUGUCGGCUACAUCAGAGAAAGUCACUACUUGAAAACUCCCAUGUCAGAACGUCAGCAAGCAAUAGCUCUUCUCCAGGUGCCCAGGGAUAUAACUAGAGAGGGGAGUAUAUCGUCCAAUGUCAGCGAUUUGGAUAUCCCCAUUUAUUCUUCGGAGAAUCUGACAACUAGUCCAAAAAGAGUACCUGAGUGGGGAUUCAAUGGCAGGCUUGCCUUCGCGAUUGCAGCCUCAGCAUUGGGUUCAUCGUUUCAACAUGGGUACAACACAGGAGUCCUCAAUAAUCCAAAAACGGUUUUGGUGGAUUGGAUCAAUGAGACUGCCAUGAACAGAACAGGAGAAUAUCCAAACAAAGAUAGUGUAACUCUGAUUUUUUCGUUGAUGACUUCUGUACUUUGCAUCGGAGGAAUGAUUGGAGGAGCAACAACAGGUUUCGUAGCUGAAAGAUUUGGUCGUAAGGGAGGCCUGCUUCUCAACAACAUUCUUGUAGUGUUAGCUGUGAUUUGUGAAACAACAUCAAAAACUGCAUCAUCCUACGAGCUGAUCAUCUUAGGCAGAUUUAUUAUCGGUGUCAAUUCUGGCUUGAAUGCUGGACUUGCGCCAAUGUACUUGGCAGAAGUGUCUCCGAUUAAUCUGAGAGGGGCUGUGGGGACGGUAUACCAACUGGUCAUCACCAUAUCCAUAUUGAUAUCGCAGGUUCUUGGACUUUCCAGUAUUCUUGGAACCGAUACGUUAUGGCCUACUUUACUUGCCAUGACUAUUGUUCCCGCUAUUUUCCAAGUGAUAACUCUACCAUUCUGCCCGGAAUCACCUAAGUAUCUGCUUCUGUCGAAGGGAAAUGAAUCACAAGCUCGAAGUGCAUUAUCAUGGCUCCGAGGAAGUUUUGACGUUCACGAAGAAAUGGACAUGAUGAAGGCUGAAUGUGAUGCUGCAAAGCUGGUACCAAAAGUAACAGUCCGGGAACUGGUGACAAAUAGUGCUUUGAGGAUCCCGUUGAGUAUUGCUUUAACCGUCAUGGUCGCUCAGCAGUUUUCAGGAAUCAAUGCAGUUAUGUUUUUCUCAAGUGAAAUCUUCGAAAUGGCUGGUUUACACGGCGACAAUCCAAAGUACGCUACUUUAGCUAUGGGCGGUAUUAACGUUCUGAUGACCAUUGUUUCAUUAUUCCUUGUCGAAAAAGCUGGAAGAAAAACUCUUCUUCUCGUUGGUUUUGCUGGUAUGGUAGUGGAUACUUUAUUGCUGACUGUCGGAAUGGUCUUUGGGAAAACAAGUCCAGCUGCUGGUAUCUUCUGCGUCAUCUUCGUUCUGAUCUACGUUGUAAUGUUUGCUACUGGUCCUGGAUCUAUCCCAUGGUUUUUGGUUUCGGAGUUAUUCAACCAAUCUGCUCGUCCAACAGCUAGUUCUUUAGCAGUUUGCAUAAACUGGACUGCCAACUUUUUGGUCGGAUUGGCAUUUUUACCACUUGCGGAUCUCAUGGGGUCAUACGUCUUUCUCAUUUUCGUCGUCUUACAAGUACUUUUCCUAAUCUUCAUCUACAAAAAGGUUCCAGAAACCAAAAAUAAAUCCCUGGAGGAGAUUUCUGCGAUGUUCAGGCAACAAUCCUAUAAAUAAGUUCAGAGGUGAACAGGCAGUAUUUGAAAAAUCUCACCUCAGAGCGGCUCUCUUCUGAAUGGUAUUGUGUAUAUAUGUGUUUAAAAUGUUGACUGAUAGAUGUAUAAAAAAAGUAGGUUGCCGUAGAGCAUGUGCUGAGGUGCAAAGCAGCUAUAGUCUGUUUGAAUAGAGGCAGAGAAAUGGCAGCCAUAUACGAGUAUUUGUGGCGGG
Messenger RNA from Leptinotarsa decemlineata (Colorado potato beetle), 2098 nucleotides. Its product is annotated as solute carrier family 2, facilitated glucose transporter member 1. Gene Ontology annotation, molecular function: hexose transmembrane transporter activity. NCBI's taxonomy places the organism in Eukaryota, Metazoa, Arthropoda, Insecta, Coleoptera, Chrysomelidae. Gene Ontology annotation, cellular component: membrane. The record is from RefSeq and is a predicted model, not a curated record. Gene Ontology annotation, biological process: monosaccharide transmembrane transport.